AUGGACUCCCUUCCCCCCGAAGAGGACCUCAAUCUUCAUCCAGCCUCAACCUCCCAAGCUAAUAACCGACGCGAUAGUGCUUCAAGUGAGUCGCCCAGAACCAUUAGAGGACGUCCUCGACUUGCUUCUGGUGGUUCUCUGACAGGUCGAGUUCAUUCAGCAAAUAGCUCUCCACUUUCUUCGCCGCAAUUCCUAAGGAGCGUGUCGGAUGAAUUCCCGCUGAGUCCAGCCCUGCUGAACAGCCCCCUGAUGGGUAAUCAUCUUCCCACAAACUCAGAGGACAAUGGAUUCGAUGAUGAAUCAGAGCCUUAUACUUGGUCUCCGGAAGAUGAGACCAAUAGCUCGCACGAGUUCACUUGUGAUGCCUCUCCGGACAUGGACCUUUGGACACCCAAGCGCCUGCGAGACCUUCCAAAGCCCAUCAUCACCCCGGAGAAGAAGCACGUGAAGAAACUCGCAUCUGAAGGUUCGCUCACUGGUCGCAUGCAAGCUCUCAAUCUGACCCAAUCUCCCGUUAUUUCUCCUGCCGCAUCGCCAAUCACACGUUUCUUUGGAAUACUUCACUCUGGACAGACAAAAUCACCACCAGCAUCACCCUCGUCGCCUACCGCCAGAUUCUCGAAAUUCAUCGGACAGAAGCAGUUGCUUGACCCUCCAGACUUUUUCGCUCCCCGUGAAUCAGAAAGCUACCGUAAUCCAUGUUGGAAUUCAGAGGAUAGCCAAGUGGAGAUACCUCAACCGGAGCUUCAGCUGUCAAAGGUCCGAAGUGGCAAAGGAAGAGAGAAGCAUGUGCGAUUCGCAGAACCAGUGCUUCAGAACAACCGGCCCAUCAGAGUGUCUCGGGGCAGCCGAUCUGGUAACCAGGUCAUUGCCCUUCCCUUUACCGAAGAGCAAUACCGAUCAUUCUCUCUAAAUGAUUCCGCGGGGGAGACAGACUCCGAAUCUGCUACCCCACAACGUAUUCCUAGAGGACACGCAUUCUCGGGACCAGAUAAUUAUAAGCUGGAUCCCAAAUAUCCCUGGAAAAGAUAUCGUGCUCCUGAGAAGUUCCAGGGGGAACUCCGUCUCGGUGCGAUUCAAAAUGAACUUCGUGGAAUUCAGAAGAAAGAAUUCAAUAUUCAUCGGAAAGAGCACCGUGCUCAAGAGGAAGAGCGUUUCCAGGCUCUUCGGAAAGAGGGACGCGGUAUGUUUUAUCAAGGCUCAUUAAUGGAUCCAGACAACCAUGGUAAUCUGUACGGGCAGGGUAUUUUUAAGGAACGGGGUUUCUUACUGCAACGUUCCAAGACGGAGACAGGCCUCGAAUAUCUUAUUCGUCAAGAAAAUCAUGACUCUGAGCAACGUAGUACCUUCGGACAAGAUCCCCGAAAGGAUACACACCUCGAAUCUGCCGCUCCACGAGAGCAGCGUACUAUUGAGGAACGCGGUCCCUUGCCACAAGGUUCCCAGAUGGACUUGAACCCUCUUUCAGCCUCUAAUUUGCAGAAACAGCGCGCUCGGGAUGAGGUAGCAUUCUUCCCAUCAUCAUCGAUGAUGAUUGUGGAUCACCCCAUUGCCUCGCCUCCCCGGCCCCGUUCUUCUUCUCCGGGAUACAAUGAAGCUAUUGUAAAUGCAGCUCUGGCAGAGCGCAUUCGCAAACUGCCUCUCAAGGGACGGGUGCUUCGCAAGGAAAAUGAGCGUUCCGAGGGAAAAGAUCAUUUCAAUGGAUAUGAGCCUUUCACUGGCAAUGAUCCUGGUAGCCGGGACUCUACCAUUAGAUAA
This is a messenger RNA of Penicillium taxi, 1758 nucleotides long. RefSeq lists its product as uncharacterized. The coding region runs from base 1 to 1758 and encodes 585 amino acids. The record is from RefSeq and is a predicted model, not a curated record. Lineage: Eukaryota; Fungi; Ascomycota; Eurotiomycetes; Eurotiales; Aspergillaceae. The transcript has a single exon.